Molecule: messenger RNA, 957 nt
Organism: Chenopodium quinoa (quinoa)
Lineage: Eukaryota; Viridiplantae; Streptophyta; Magnoliopsida; Caryophyllales; Amaranthaceae
Exons: 3
Coding region: 1-957 (318 amino acids)
Molecular function (GO): zinc ion binding
Source: RefSeq, a predicted model, not a curated record
AUGUAUGUUUGUUUUGAAGCCUGUAAAGUUGGAUUCAAAAGAAGGUGCAGGCCUGUUAUUGGAGUAGAUGGGUGUCAUUUGAAGGGUGUUUUCCCUAGGAUGAUACUUGUUGCUGUGAGUAAGGAUGGCAACAACAGCAUCUACCCAGUAACUUGGGAAGUGGUGGAGGUGGAGAACAAGGACACAUGGAUUUGGUUUUUGGAGCUGCUAAUGAAGGACAUUGAGAAACCAAGGGGAAAAGGGCUGACAUUGAUGUUAGACAGACAAAAGGGAUUGUUGGAAGCUUUUGCUGUUGUGACUCCAAAUGCUGAAAUUAGGUUUUGUGUAAGGCACACUUGGGCUAAUUUUAAGCUCAAAUUUGGUGGUGAGGCUUUCAAAGAGAAUUUUUGGAAGUCAACAAGGUCAACUACAAGGGCUAAUUUUGAGCUUCAUAUGGCAAAGAUCAAAGAAUUAUCUCCAGAUGUAUUUCAGUAUUUAGAUUCAAUUCCUCCUAGGCAUUGGGUUAAAUAUGCAUUCUCCACAUAUAGCAAGUCUGAUAUGCUGCUAAACAACAUAUGUCAAAGCUUUAAUGUUGUGUUGAGAGAUGCAAGAGACAAACCAAUGAUUACAUGCCUAAAAUGGAUUAGGAGGUAUGUGAUGAAGAGAAACACUAGGAAAUGGGAUGCUGUGCAAAGUCAUGAAGGCAGAUUUAUGCCUUAUGUUGCCAAGGUUUUCCAAUUUGUGUCACAAUUGGCUAGCAACUGUAAUGUAAUUCCUUCUAGGCUGGACAUUUGGGAAGUGGACUACUACCAUGACAGAUAUGUAGUCAAUUUGGGGGAGAGAACAUGUAGCUGCUUCAGAUGGGAGCUUACUGGGAUCCCAUGUGCACAUGCUUGGGCUUGCAUUAUUAAGAAAAGACUCAGGCUAGAGGACUUUGUUGAUGAUUUCUACAGCAAGGACAGAUACUUAGAGGCAUAG